Phytophthora nicotianae INRA-310 is the source of this 1827-nucleotide messenger RNA. RefSeq lists its product as hypothetical. The record is from RefSeq and is a predicted model, not a curated record. The transcript is spliced from 5 exons. The coding region runs from base 1 to 1827 and encodes 608 amino acids. NCBI's taxonomy places the organism in Eukaryota, Oomycota, Peronosporomycetes, Peronosporales, Peronosporaceae.
AUGUCUCGUCGCGAGCCCCGUCCGCGCGGCGAUCUCAACCACGUUCUACACCGUGCGUAUGACGCACUUCUUCCACACCAACGUGGUGACCCUACUCGCUUAGAGGAAUCUCGUCCGGUCGACACCGAUCGUUCGCCUGGACAGCCUCCUUCAGCCUCCUUCAGCCACCGUCAGGAACUUCUCUUCCCAUGGGUCGUGAACCAAACGCCAACGCCGGCAGCGCCGACCGCUGCGGCAUCUUCCGCUACGCUUCAGACUGGGACUCAAUCUUCGACCCUAGUUCCUGUUGCUUCUCCAGAUCCUGCCGAUCUUUUGGAGGAGCUGACCGUGGAUUCGCUGCGUGAUCUUCUUGCUGAAUCCGCUGACGCAACGCUCAGCAUCACGCCCCCACUUCAGGGUGACGUUCGCACCCAGCGACGUUUGAAUGACGCGCUCGGCUUCGACCAGGUGCUAGCGGCGGUUCAACCUCUCUCCGACACGUUGCCGGAUCUUCCUCACGUAGUCGGUGAGCCCACCGCUCAACUGAAGAUCUCCCGAGAGGAAGCUGCUGCUGCUAAGCGUCUACUGGUUCCUGUCCAGCUUCGAAUUGAAUCUCUGGAGACUCUUCUCAACAAAUCGACGGCUGAGGUGAACGGGCAUCAAGCGGAGAUCAAACGCCUCAAGUCAGCGAACGUUCGCAUUGGCUCUCUGUUCGAAAAGAGUAAGGAGUCGAUGGACGUUCAGACAGAGAACCUUCGGCUGGCCAUGAAUUACGCCGAGCAGAAGCAAGACAUCAUCGACGCCUUGGACAAGCAGAUUGAGAAGGAACGCGAGGUCUUCAGGACGACGGUCUUCGUACCAACCGCGCUCUCCGAGGGUUCGUUAGCUUCGCUGGCAUGGAUCCCAACACUCUUGCCCUCGCCAUCCAAGGUCUUCGAGCUACCGAGGUCGACCUCUCAACACUCGGCCUUGACCAGGACACGUUCCUUGCUCUUCAGCGAUUCCAACAAGAAGCAGACGACCAAGAAGAUCCGUUCGCCCUUGUUGAAGCCCUGGCCAAGACUGCUCAACAAGUUCAAAGUAGUGCCUCCAAGCGUAGUCGUCAUGGAAGUGACGAUGGCAGCCUUGAUGAUUCCUCUGAGGAGAAGACCCCAGUUCCAUCUGGUCGAGGUAGCAGACCAUAGCAGACCAGGAUCGGCAGCUGCUACUGGCGAAGGAUCGGCUGCGGCUGCCUCAAGUCCAACCCCCAGUCGUCGGGGUCUCCACAAGCCAAAAGCUUGGAAGAACAAGCCGAAAUCCAAGCGUCAGAAGGCUGCUUCGCGCUCGCAGGCUUCAGCUCGUUUCCAUUCCAGCCAGAUAUCUCGUUGCUCGACACCUCGGCCGCCUGCGCGUUCGCCUUCAGUAGCCCAUGCGAAAUCGUCCGUAAGUCGCCCGAGGUCUCGUUCGCAUUCUGUGUCGAGUCAUCCGGUUAUAUCGAAGUCUCCAGCCUCUUCAACGUCCGUUCCUGCAACUCCUCCCAAGGCUGAACCGUCGAAGGACGACCAACCUCCGGCGGUCAUGAACUUAACGCAAGAUGGGAGUGACGAGGGCAUGGAUGAAGGAUCAACCGCAGUUCCGACAGUACCCGAGGACCCGGAGGUGACUCACCCAGCAUCACCAACUCCUCAGGCAUCUUUCCAAUGCAACAACGUAGCUUCUCCACCGUCGUUUGCUUCUUCGCCACCGCCUGUUGCCUCCCCACGGGCUCCUACCUCAUGCGAACACCAGAUGCAGUUAUUUUUUUUGGAUCUGACGACGAUGAGGAUGCUCCAAGCAGUUCAAAGGCAUCCUGUGAACCCGCGGGGCUGA